AUGUCCUCUAGUGUAGGUGGGUGGCGUGACAGAAAUAGCAUCGACAUCGCAGUGGCCGACGUGAACGGCAGUGAAGCCGACGGACAGCUCCAGAGACUUACGUACAGUCGGCGUCCGUGUGAUUACUUAGCGUAUAGAGCCGUCCACGCUUUCAAUGGGGGCAGCGCGUAUACGGGACGCGAAAAAAUGGACUUGCGGGUCGCAAAGACUGAUACAAAUCGACGGGUGGACUCUCAAUGCCCUAAUACCGGUAAUGGAGGAUACCUCGAAAGUCGGCGAGCGUACCUCGGCGGUGCGGCCGCGUGGGAAUGCGGCGAUGCGAAAUAUCUAGAUUACAUUCAGGCGCAGCCGGUGCCGGGGCGCGGUGCUUUCGUAACGUCUGGC
Molecule: messenger RNA, 384 nt
Organism: Iphiclides podalirius (scarce swallowtail)
Lineage: Eukaryota; Metazoa; Arthropoda; Insecta; Lepidoptera; Papilionidae
Source: the annotation of a GenBank genome assembly